This is a messenger RNA of Anolis sagrei ordinatus, 1016 nucleotides long. RefSeq names its product ring finger protein 212B (gene RNF212B). Gene Ontology annotation, cellular component: synaptonemal complex. Gene Ontology annotation, biological process: homologous chromosome pairing at meiosis; reciprocal meiotic recombination; protein sumoylation. Gene Ontology annotation, molecular function: SUMO transferase activity. The record is from RefSeq and is a predicted model, not a curated record. Lineage: Eukaryota; Metazoa; Chordata; Lepidosauria; Squamata; Anolidae.
UUGGCUUACCUUUCCAUCUUGCAAAAUGGAUUGGUUUCAUUGCAAUCACUGCUUUAGUCAGGAAGCAUCAGACUUUUGUGUCACCAGCUGCGGACACAUCUUUUGCAAAAAAUGUGCUGGUUCAGAUAAGUGCCCAUCUUGUGGAACAAGCUGCAAGUAUUUGUUUCUCAACGAUAAUAUGAAAACAGAAGAAAAAAGAUUUUUCAAAAACCCAGUGGAAACAGCUCUCAAAUAUAUUGCUCAAAUCUCUCAAGUGUGGAUGUUCCAGAAAGGCCAGAUGGAACUGCUGAUUGCUUUCCAUAAACAUAAAGCUUCAAAAUCUCAUGGGGCUCUGCAACAAGCUCUCCAGAAACUAACUAUCCAGGAAAAGGAGCUGGAGGCAAUACAGAAGGAGAACAAAGAAUUAAGAAAGAAAUACCUCGAUUUGAAGGCUUUUUCAAGACAACAUGAAAGUAGCAGAAACAGCACCCCACGGCCAGUUGCCAUCACUCCCCCAUCACAAAGAGUUACACCACGGCCUACUUUUCAGCGCUCCAGUGCAGUAGUCAGCCGCUCCUCUUCCAUGGAGUCUAUUUCUUCUAGAGGAAGCCACCCAGCAUACUGGCAACAUCCCACAGGAGCUUCAAGGAUGACUCCAGCUGACUCUAUUAAUGCUACUCCUUCUCCAGCUUCCACUCAGAGUUUAUUUUACAGGGCCUCUCCUUCCCACACCCCUAGCUCAAGCAACUUCAAUCAACAGCACCCUGUGAGGCGGCAAAAUCAGAGUGCUACCAAUACUAGGCAGCGACAGGAAACUCCUUACUUAAGUCUCAGCAUCUUCCCUGAUCAGAGAGAGGGCGCAUCUGUACCAGAACGUCACAAUACUGAAAGGAUGCACCCAAUACAGCUGAGGUUCACCCCUCACUCAACACCUUCCUUUAACAACAGGUACUCAUCUAUCAGCCAAAUCCAUCAACAAUAAUGAGAAGAACCAAAGUCACUGCUCUUUAUCAGUACAACUAUAGGCAAGUUUUUGA